AUGCCCGAGCUUCCCGAGGUCGAGGCAGCUCGGCGCGCAGCGGAGGCGCACCUGGUGGGGCGGCGGAUUCUGUCGGUAGUGGUGGCGGAGGACGAGAAGGUGCUGGAGGGGUGCAGCGCGGAGGAGGUGCGCGCGGCGCUGCAGGGGCGCGUGGUGGUGGGCGCGGGGCGCAAGGGCAAGCACCUGUGGCUGUUGUUAGAUCAACCCCCCAUGCCGCUCUUCCACUUCGGCAUGGCGGGAGCGUUCGCCAUCAAAGGGGAGAACGUCGUGCGCUACAAAAGGCUGGCAGUGUCGCCAGCAGACGAGUGGCCGCCGCGGUUCCACAAGCUCGUGCUGCAGGCGGAGGGCGGGGUGCAGCUGGCCUUCACGGAUGCGCGUCGCUUCGGCCGCAUCCGCCUCGCGCCUGAUCCGUUGCUGUGCCCCCCUGUGGCGCAGCUAGGCCCCGAUGUGCUGCUUUCUUUGCCCGACCCCGCCUCCUUCGCUGCUCUCCUGCGCCGCCGCUCACGAGCAGUCAAGGCUUUGCUCAUGGACCAGGCAGUGCUGAGCGGCAUAGGCAACUGGUUGGCGGAUGAAGUGCUAUACCAGUCACAAUUGCACCCAGAGACCCCCUCCGCACUGCUCACGGACGCGCACUGCUCCGCCCUGCACUCCUCCAUUCAGCAGGUGAUAAGCAAGUCCGUGGCAGUAGACGCGGACAGUGACCGCUUCCCACCCUCCUGGCUCUUCCACGUGCGCUGGUCCAAGAAACCCGGCUCCAUCGCCGGCCAUCCGCUCAGCUUCAUCACCGUGGCUGGCCGGACCUCAGCCAUAGUGCCAGCAAACAGCCGUAGGCAAGCAAGAGGAGAUUCUAAGGGAACAGGAGCAGCCGUUGCUGCAAGGGCAGCAAAAAGCCGAGUGGGUCGGCCGAAGCGAGAGGAAAGGGAGGAGGAUGAGGCAAGGCAGGAUGAGGAGGGGAUCCGGAAUAGAAAUGGGAGUGAGAGUGAGGAUGGGCGGGGACAAGAACCCCUUGUUGAAUCUGGAGCUUCAGAGCAUGGUGAAGAAGACAGCAUCGGAAGGAGCAUAGGUCAGAGUCAGACAGCUGGAAGUGAAUUACCGGUUGCCAACGAGUCUGGUGACGACAGCGUUGGAGCAAGGGCGAGAGCAGCGCCACCAGCACGAAGGGCAAGAUCUGCAACAGCAGCCACCCCUGCAGCUGCUGCUGCUGCAGAUGUGACAGCCAUUGCGAGUGGUAGAGGGAAGCGAGGUAGGCGUGCUGUUUCCACUGCUACUGCCACUGCAGCACCAUCGACAAGUGCAGGGCAAGGGUCAGGGGUACGGGCGUUGUCAGUGGUGGAGGCUACGGAGGAGGUGAAGGCUUCAGUGACGGGGCUAAGUGGAAGUGGUGGUGGUGGUGGUGCUGUGACUGUGACUGCCAUGGGUACAGGCAGGGUGACCAGACAAGCAGCCAAGCGCCAGCGCAGUUAA
Closterium sp. Naga37s-1 is the source of this 1464-nucleotide messenger RNA. NCBI's taxonomy places the organism in Eukaryota, Viridiplantae, Streptophyta, Zygnematophyceae, Desmidiales, Closteriaceae. The record is from the annotation of a GenBank genome assembly.